AUGCACCGCCCCACACGCGCCCCUUUUCGCCUCGCGCAUGUCCGAGGCUCAGCAGUGGCCGACGCGCCUGCUGCGGUAACGCUGGCAGAAGCGCGAUACAUUUCACAGACGCCCCCACGCCUUAGCGCUCCUGCCAUGAAACUCCCAGAGCUGCGGACGCAACAGACGGUCCUUCGUAGCGGCCAUGCAGAUGUCAGCCUAUAUGUGUCGGAAUCUACCACACUCACCGAAGAUAUGCGGUGCAUGAUAAGGAGGUCACCUCGUGCGGCUGAGCCUCCAGCUGCAAAAGGUCGGCCAUAUCUGCCUUCCUCACUAGAGCCCAUCAACUCUACUGCACAGCUCCUUAAUUCAAGCAAACUGCUCAGCAGUGACGGUCCCACGACGCUCAUGCCUCACAAAGAUGUGGCAGAGGACAAAACGGAGUCUUGUCUUUCCCACGUGAGCGCGGUGGAGUCGCUGCUGUCGCGGCAGCAGUACGUCGAUGUGUACUUUGUCGUUUCGUCCCUUCUCACAACCGACAACGGCGCAGCAAAGGUGGUGGAAUCGGAAGAGAGACGCCGCCUGCGCCUUCUCAGCUACCGCUGCCUGUGCAGCUAUGCCUUGAUACGGUUCAAGGAGUGCUGCGAGGACGGCAGAGCUGCUCUGGCACUUUACCGACACUUGCAGGACAAAAAGAGUUCCCCUUCUCUUGAAAUGUCUGAUGAGAGACUGCAUAGCCGUGUCGUACAGGCACUGCUAGGUGCGCUUAUCAUGCGCGAGAUGUACAACCAUGUGGAAGAGCUGCGGCUGAUUGUGCCACCUCUGAUGGACACCAGUAGCGAACCGACGUCAAACGAGUUCUUUCAUAUACCGCCUCCGCCUUUGUUGGAAGCACAGGAGAGCGCAAUACCAUUUCUGGCGUCCUUUCGCCGGCACGUUGCGGCGCAGCGUUGGAGCGACGCCGCGCAGACAAUCGACGGCAGUGCCACCGCCCAGAGUUGGGUGAAGGCAACACCGCUCUGUGCCAUGUUUGCUUUUGUGCGGUUGGAGCUGCACGACCCGAAGGCCGCCCGAGCGCUGCUUCUCCCCUACCUCGCCUCUCUCCCUGAACCGCCGUCGUGGGAAGCGCUCUCUACCGCACCUGUUGAGCACGCGCAGCUCUGGAGCCAUUUCAGCUCUCACUAUGUCUUCUCCACGACACUACUCGCCAAGGCUUCCUUCAUGUCUGGCAGCGCAUACCUUAACAUCUCUGCGGCUCUGCUACAGCGUGUACUGCGGCUCAACCCCUCUUAUGCUCCGGCACGCCUCUUCGCAGAGUUUGUGCUCUCGUACGAGGCACAGCAGCAGCGCAUCGAUGCUGCCAUGUCUGCCAAUGACUACCCAAAGGUCUUGUCGGUGACGGCUGAGAUGCUGCGCAUGCCUGAGGUCACGAGGCUCGUGCAUGCUGAGCUCUACCUGAUGCGAACCCAGGCACAGUGGAUGCGACGUCAACCGCUGGAGGUGGUACACGAAGCCUCGCGGUGCGUGCAGUGUGACCCGAAAUGUGCGCUUGCUUUUCGACUUCGGGCCGAUGCCUUCGCAAUGAUGAACCGAGAGGCAGAGGCGACUGCAGACCGCGCUGUGGCGAUGCAUCUGCACUCGAAGGUCGACGCUGUUUUUGAUGAGCUGCGAGUGCAACGUUCACGCUACGACACCACGCAGGUGGAAGCAAGUGCAAAAAGGCACUCUGUUCCGGCAUUUACAUCGUUCCAAUCCGCGUCAGCACCACCUCGCGCGCCACCGCGGAAACGUUUUUGCAGCAGCACCCGAAGAUCGGAUGCCAAGUCGCAGAAGUGUGCCAACGCGGAUCUUCUUCUGCCAGGACUGCGAACGCACUAUGAAGUCCUGGGCGUCUCUAGCGACGCCCCCGAGGUGGAGAUCCGAAAGCGCUAUCGCCAACUCACCCUUCAGUGUCACCCAGACCGGUUUGUCGGUGCAACAGAGAUCAAUCAACGAGCUGCGCUUGAAGCGUUCCAGCUUCUGGGAGAUGCCUAUAGUGUUCUCUCCGACGUGCAGCUCCGGGCAGCCUACGACGUUGGGCUGCUCAGCCUUCAUUGA
This is a messenger RNA of Leishmania braziliensis MHOM/BR/75/M2904, 2076 nucleotides long. RefSeq lists its product as hypothetical. The coding region runs from base 1 to 2076 and encodes 691 amino acids. The record is from RefSeq and is a predicted model, not a curated record. Gene Ontology annotation, molecular function: protein binding. Lineage: Eukaryota; Euglenozoa; Kinetoplastea; Trypanosomatida; Trypanosomatidae. The transcript has a single exon.